AUGUCCUUUUCCAAUCUGCUGCUGCAAGGAUGGACCUUCAUUAUUAACGAGCCAACUUCUGGUAGAGAAUAUACGAUAUUCACAUCAAAAGAUGCUUCAGACAAAUGGGCUGAUUUCAAAAAGACCAAGUCACCUGAAUUGAAAGACCCACAGAGCCAGGGAUAUGGGACUCCGUUGCUUGUGGCCAAUAAUGUAGGACACAGGCUCAACUCUAAAUGUUUACUUUUCAAAAAGUAUAUGCCCGCUACUGAUCAUCCUUUUGAUGUUGAAAAGGAUUCCUAUGAAUUAUGUGCUGUUAAUUUAAAACAGCAUUUAAGUCAUAGAACAUCUAUUUUUCAUUUCAAGCCUGAUCCUAACCAAAGUUUGGAUUUUGAAUUGCUGCUUUUUAUGCAUUUGACAUUUCCAAUUGUAGAUUAUAUUUACAAAGGUGAGAAACAUAGGUGGAUUGAUGAAACUAAAGCUUGUGCGUUCCGAAGGCAGCGGGACGUUAAGUUUAGAUUCAACCAUUGUGUGCUAAGACAGGAUCAAAAAUUUCGUUGGUUGACAAUUGCGAUGGAGUAA
Molecule: messenger RNA, 561 nt
Organism: Hemisphaericaspora subhashii
Lineage: Eukaryota; Fungi; Ascomycota; Pichiomycetes; Serinales; Debaryomycetaceae
Exons: 1
Coding region: 1-561 (186 amino acids)
Source: RefSeq, a predicted model, not a curated record